UGUACUAAAGUGUUUGCUAUCGCUUUUUUUUCUUUUCUUUUUUUUCCGCAUCAUCAACUUGACCGGUUCCGUCUAGGUCCUUCGCCUUAAUCGUGCCUUAACACCAGGUAGUAAAGGAGCAACAAAUUCGGGCAUGGUGCCUACGUAAAUGUAGAUCAGCGGUCGUGGAGAAUCGUGAUGAGGUGCCCAUUUUUCUACCAUCAACAUUCUCAGCUUGGCGUAAUCAGAAGGAAUUUAUUACCAGCAGCGGACCAACAUUUGCUAAUUCCCCCCUCAGCCACCGGUACCGCCUCCACAGACGUUGAAGGAAAUAGAAUCACAAGAUAUCUCCGAAGAACAUAUAACGAGGUUGCCAUUGCAGUAGCCAACUUCCCUUUUCAACCCCCUGGUACUCUCGAACACUGUAACGGCCGGCGACACGUUCGCAUCUUGGCCAUUCGAUCACAGUAUGCAACCUAGAACGGAAGUUGGUAUGGAACAUGAAGCUCGCAAUUCCACCGCAGCUAAUCUAGAGGAACCGGGACCCCUGCGCCGCACAAGAUUCAAAGAAAUGUUAGGUGGUUCCCUUCCGACGGCGCUUUUCAAAAGCAAUUCUUUCUCCCGGAUUCAUGGCAGUUACGACGAGAUCAGAGAAGACUACCAGGACGCCCCGCCACAUCGCGAGAUGGAGCAUCGCGACAGUGAUACGGAGAACUACCCGAUGGAUACGGUAAACACACGCGAAGUCCCAGAGGAGAGCGGUGCAAGCUCUGAUGAUGCUAGCGACAUCGAUCUAGACGAUCUCGCUGCACGAUACGCGCGCCCGCCACUCGAUUGUUACUCGAGGCGGGAUGUAUACAUCAAGCAUUGGAGCUGGGAAUAUAUCAUUCUGGUCUUACUGUCGUUAUAUUCUACACUCCUAAGUGGAUUAUGGUUUGUUACCUCUAUUUACCAGCCGCGAUAUGGGAGAGGGAUAUCUUCUAGUGACGGGUGGAAAAUGGCGCCCUCGACGGCCACCCUUGUUUGUACAUUGAUCGCGAAGACCAUCGAAAUAUCUUUUGUCACAGUUUACGUUGCUCUUCUCGGUCAAGUCUUAUCUCGAAGGGCUUUCAUUAAAAAGGCAAAGGGUGUUACUCUCGCUGAGAUGACAAUGCGUAAUUGGGUCAUUCAACCGGGCUCUUUGCUUACUUAUUGGGCAGGAGUCCCCCAUGCUGCGAUGACCCUGUUGGGUGUCGUAAGUCUUCUUGCCACUCUAUGCUCCCUGUUUUAUACUACGGCGUCGGAUGCCAUGGUAAGCCCUAAGCUUAUGUUUGGCCGAUGGGAGAAUCGCGAGUUGGAGGGUCUGGUUAAAGCUUCCUAUGCGAAUCCUUUCUACGUUCGCAAAGCUUGCUCGACCCCCAUUGACCUCAAUAUGGACCCGAAUAGUUCGGCGCCCUCUUGUCUCGACGUUCAGUACUCCGGCCAGUCUUACCAUAACUUGCUUACCUUCAUGACGGAAUGGCAAACCAUCCACGAUGAGAAGACUUCGCCGCUGGAUAGACUCGCUGUAAGACCUGUGGGAAAGCAUAGUCUAUUCGACAAUACAACAAUGGUAUCAACCUGGAUCGAGACUGAAUUUGGAAACCCGGAAUCCAGCUUAAAAGCCCACGGCAGGAUUAUCAACAACGUCACACUCGCGAUGCCACACGCAGGCGUCUACUUAGCAGCGACAGACCCGCGCAACGAUAUAUUGCAACCUGAUGAUCUGGCAGGUGUUGGUGAAUACUCAAUCCGGGCCAGCGUUGUUUCACCUGUAGUCAAUGUCAUGUGUGUCAAUAUUGCUCAUGACGAGUUGGCACCCCUUGUGUACUCUACUUGGCCUGACGCCCGAUUGGAGGAUACUGAGAUACCCGGGCAGAGAAUCGGCGUAGAAGACUGGUUCAACGAUGUGCCGCCUCCGACUGAUGAUGAAUGGCUCAACAAGACUGUAGUUGAUGAUAUUUUUCGAUGGGGUGCCAAGUAUCACCGUCGACCACCUGUCUUCCAAAUGUUCCCGAUUGACUACAACAUGAUCACCAAUACUUCGGUCGCCAGAUCGGAAUCUUUGUACGUGCUGGCCAAGUCAGGUCUUGUUACUGACUAUACACUCUGUGAGAUGCGGUCAUGGGUGACGCCCAAGUGCUCUACCCGGUUCGACGUAUCUGGCAUAUCCGGUGGCUUCAUGGGAGCGCACUGCGAGGAUCCUCAAGAUGCUGAUUCGUACGCCGCCGCAUCGGGCAACAAGGAUGUUAAAAAUCCUCCUGAGCCGUCCGGCGACUGGAGGAACUUGGCUGAGCAGUGGCGCCUUUCUAUGGAUCUUAAUGGUGGCGUGCAGAACAAUAACGCGAGCAAUGCACGUAUCAUGACGAAUUUCAUAUUACGCGAGGCCGCGCUUGACCCGUUCUUGCCCUCCAUGGCUGAAGCCCUGGCAGUGCUGUCCUCGUCGACUCUCGUCGCUGCAUCUCUUGGAUCGACGUACCGUGUGGACUGGAUUUAUCCCGAGGUUGAGAUGCAUCCAGGUGUCUACGAGUCCUUCAAGGCGUCCAUGCGCACCCAACAAUACACGUCUUCUCACGUGCAAUCUUGGCAGGGCGUAUUCUACGCCGUACUAGGCACGGUCUUCGCGAUCAAUGUGGCAUGCCUGCUCUAUCUCGUCUUCUUCCGCCAAGGGCUCGUAACCGACUACACCGAGCCUCAAAACCUAUUCAGUGUCGCCGUAAACUCCCCUCCUAGCACCGCGCUGUCGGGGAGCUGCGGCCAUGGCCCCGAGGUCGCGGGACUGGUAGUGCCGUGGCGCGUGAACUACUCGGCUGCUGCGAACCACUAUUUCUUCGAAGAGGUGAGCGAUAACAAGAAAUCUCAGAUUAAAGACAACCGCGCCAGCAUGACGAGCGGUUCGGAUCUGAUAUCAGCGCACGAAGGACAGCUCAAGGGGAAAAACUACGAACAUUACAAACGGCUGAGGGAAAGCAAGUCUUGGUUGUAGAAAGGGAUUUUUGGAAUGUCCUGUUCGAAAAGAACUAAAGACAUAACUGUCGGACUAAGUUAUCUACAUGCAUGGCGCUGCACCUUACUUACAUAUUCACAAUUCUGGCAUAGCGGUGGCGUUUAAGGGGGAUCUUGGGGGCGGCGAUACCAUUCGGGAGAUAGAGAAGCAAUCUUCUCCCAAUUUGCUUGCUCAAAACUACUGCGUUUCCGAUAACAUACAUACACUGGGUUAGUUACCUUGGUAGGUUAGGAACUUAAUCUGCCUACCUACUUUCUAUUACAUACGAUUAGGUACCUAAGGUACAUAUUGCGAAGCACUCGAGUCAAGAUAAAUCACGGGGUCGAGACCAAAUGUACAUAUAAAUUCGGAGGACGAACA
Molecule: messenger RNA, 3364 nt
Organism: Daldinia caldariorum
Lineage: Eukaryota; Fungi; Ascomycota; Sordariomycetes; Xylariales; Hypoxylaceae
Exons: 5
Coding region: 449-2983 (844 amino acids)
Source: RefSeq, a predicted model, not a curated record